GUGACCCGAAGUGUGACGUAGGAGGAAGGAGACGCCAUUAGAGGGAGACUGAGAGGCAUCGUUCUUCGCCUUUCCUCCGGUGCCUGACGUGGUGGACUGGGCCCUUCAUUCUCGGACUUUCCCUCGGCCCUGCCAGGCCUCGUCCGAGGAGGGAGUGGCGACAGCGCCCAGGUCGGCGGGACCGGGGCGGUGGGGGCUGAGCCGGCAGUGGUUGUGAAGGCGCUGCUGCGGCCGUGGGGAGGGCGGCGCGACACUCGGGCUCGGGCGGCGGGGAAGCGACGGGAUGGCUGCGGCCGGCGGCGGGGGGGCGGCGGCAGCGGCGGCGGGCCGAGCCUACUCGUUCAAGGUGGUGCUGCUGGGGGAAGGCUGCGUGGGGAAGACGUCGCUGGUGCUGCGCUACUGCGAGAACAAGUUUAACGACAAGCACAUCACCACUCUGCAGGCAUCAUUCUUAACAAAGAAGUUAAAUAUUGGUGGGAAAAGAGUAAACCUUGCCAUAUGGGAUACAGCAGGUCAAGAGAGAUUCCAUGCGUUGGGUCCAAUUUACUACAGAGAUUCAAAUGGAGCUAUUUUAGUUUAUGACAUAACAGAUGAAGAUUCUUUUCAGAAGGUAAAAAACUGGGUCAAAGAAUUACGGAAAAUGUUGGGAAAUGAAAUCUGUUUAUGUAUAGUUGGUAAUAAAAUAGACUUGGAAAAGGAGAGACAUGUUUCCAUUCAAGAAGCAGAAUCGUAUGCAGAAUCUGUGGGAGCAAAACAUUAUCAUACUUCAGCCAAACAGAACAAAGGAAUUGAGGAACUCUUUCUUGACCUUUGUAAAAGGAUGAUAGAAACAGCACAAGUGGAUGAGAGAGCGAAAGGCAAUGGCUCUAGUCAACCAGGAACUGCAAGGCGAGGUGUACAGAUUAUUGAUGAUGAACCUCAAGCCCAGACCAGUGGUGGAGGGUGCUGUUCUUCUGGAUAACUGUUCACGCCUAAGAAAUUAAAAGACAGAAUAAAACUGUGGAUCAUUGCCCUCAACAUGAAGACUGCCAUAUUCCAAGUCACAUUAUUUUACCAAUGGAAUUAUAGAAUUAACAGUAUUUUAAAUUACGUUUAUAACACUGCAGAGACCUUAAGUGCUAAACUUAGUGGAGUUUGUGACCAGAGAAUUGGCAUUUUCUACAAAUGUUAACAAAGCAAUUACCAAUGGCCUUUUUACAUAUUUUUUUCUUUAAUGAGGAAUAUUAUGCAUGUAGAAAAGACCUACUUAAAGGCUUCAUUUAUAUUCUUUCAAAUCAAAUCUUUAUUUAAUAACUUAUAUAUGUUGUUGGAAUGGUUACAUUUUUGCAGCCCUUUGUAUUUUGUGGUAGUUUGAAUUGUAUCACUUCUAAACAGCAAACUGUUUAUGUUUCUGUUUUUGUUUUUAAUUAGCAAAUAUCUGAAGUACUAUUUUUGCAGGGUUUGCACAGGCCCCUAACUGUCUACUACUUUGAUAUAAUCUGUAUACAUCCUGUAUGCUGAGCUGGUAAAAUACAUUGUAAAUUACAUAUUAAAUAUUUUAUCUGCUUUUACAAGCGCAAGGUGCAAAAAUAUGUACAAUAGUCUCAUUGAUGACUGUAAAGUGAAUUAACAUUUGGUGAUAAUGCCUAAGCUUUUUUGACUCUAAAGAUCAUAGCUCCCCUUCACUUCUGUCUUAACUUGAACAUGGCUUGUUUAAAUUUUUAUACAUACUUUACUUGAAUUAUUGCUGUUGUCAUAUAUUUUUGCCUCUGUGAGUUCAUCUGAUGGUUGAGCAGUAGCAUUUGCCUUUUGGUUUUUUGUUGUUUUUAUAGAAAAGAUGACUUCUGCUGAUUCUGCUUUUGAAUAGUUACCUUGGAAGAAUUUGGGUGGCUCAUGUCGAAUUUCACUUCUGCAAUAGCUUUAGUUUUCUCAUAGGCUUUAUAUGAGAUGGUUUCAGUGGUAUGAGCAGGAGGAAGAGAUCCCAGACAGUAGCCAGUCACCAAGACUCAUUCAUAUAGCAUGUAGUUUAUGUUCCUGAGGCAGCACUUUUAGAUCCUUUGUGAGCAAGUUCUGUUUGUUCAUUGCUUGCCAGAGAUGAACACAGAAUGUUCUGUUUCAUUUUAUAAGAACUAUCCUGAGUUUCUAUGGAUGGAAACAUGACAUGUAAUACAGUUACAGUGAACACUGGAAAGAUUUAUUAAAGAAUUAUAUUUGUGUAUACUUUAUAAAUUAGUCCCUCAUUAGAUUUUUUUUCUUAAGCCUAAAACUGAACUUACAUGUGUUAAUUUUAGUAGAAUCAGGCACUGCUCACAGAAGGAACACAGAUUGUGGAAAUUAACAUAAAUUGUUCUUGUUCUAAUAUAUAUAUUUUUUCAUUUCUGUCAUGCUUGGAAAACUAGUAAAUGUUAUGUCUAAGAUAAAA
This is a messenger RNA of Callithrix jacchus (white-tufted-ear marmoset), 2401 nucleotides long. It is a transcript of the gene RAB21, whose product is annotated as RAB21, member RAS oncogene family. Gene Ontology annotation, biological process: Rab protein signal transduction. The record is from RefSeq and is a predicted model, not a curated record. NCBI's taxonomy places the organism in Eukaryota, Metazoa, Chordata, Mammalia, Primates, Cebidae. Gene Ontology annotation, molecular function: GTP binding; GTPase activity.